Molecule: messenger RNA, 3952 nt
Organism: Setaria italica (foxtail millet)
Lineage: Eukaryota; Viridiplantae; Streptophyta; Magnoliopsida; Poales; Poaceae
Product: protein transport protein SEC31 homolog B
Exons: 22
Coding region: 182-3532 (1116 amino acids)
Biological process (GO): COPII-coated vesicle cargo loading; intracellular protein transport; endoplasmic reticulum to Golgi vesicle-mediated transport
Cellular component (GO): endoplasmic reticulum exit site; COPII vesicle coat
Molecular function (GO): protein binding; structural molecule activity
Source: RefSeq, a predicted model, not a curated record
GCACCGAUUCGACCCAAGUCCCCAACCCUCUCCCGCCGCACCACCACCUCUCUUCUUCUCCCUCUCGCGGUCUCGCCUCCAGAUCGCCCCCGCAAUUCCUCCGAUCCGUGCAACGCAACGCCCCUGCCCUGGGCGAGCUCGAGAGCGCGCGCGCGCCCAGAUCUGCGCGGUCUCGCCUGCGAUGGCGUGCAUCAAGAGCGCGCAGCGGGCGGCGCUGACGGCGCUGGCGCCGGACGCGCCGUACCUCGCCGCCGGCACCAUGAGCGGCGCCGUCGACAUCAGCUUCUCCGCGUCCGCCAACAUCGAGAUCUUCCGCCUCGACUUCCAGUCCGACUCCCCGGACCUCCCGCUCCUCGCCUCCGCGCCUUCCCCGGACCGCUUCAACCGCCUCUCCUGGUCGCGCCCGGGCGCGGUGGAGGGUGACUCCUACGCGCUGGGCCUCCUCGCCGGAGGCCUCAGCGACGGCUCCGUCGCCGUGUGGAACCCGCUGAGCAUGAUCAGCUCCGAGGGGAAAGCGGAGGAUGCUAUGGUCGCGCGGCUGGAGAAGCACACCGGGGCGGUUUGUGGAUUGGAGUUUAGCGAGCUCACGCCGAAUCGGCUCGCUUCAGGGGCUGAGCAGGGGGAGCUUUGCAUCUGGGAUCUCAAGAACCCAGUCGAGCCAGUAGUGUACCCACCACUCAAGCAGAGUGUUGGUUCCAGCGCCCAAGCAGAAAUCUCUUGUUUAUCCUGGAAUCCCAAGUUUCAACAUAUAUUAGCAACCACAUCUACUAAUGGGAUGACAGUUGUUUGGGAUUUAAGGAACCAGAAACCACUGACUAGCUUUUCAGAUUCUAUUAGAAGGAAAUCCUCUGUUCUUCAAUGGAACCCAGACAUGUCCACCCAACUGAUUGUUGCAUCAGAUGACGAUAGCUCACCCUCACUGAGAGUUUGGGAUGUGAGGAAGACCAUUUCACCCGUAAGAGAAUUUGUUGGCCAUUCAAAAGGCGUGAUUGCUAUGUCCUGGUGCCCUUACGACAGUUCGUUCUUGCUUACAUGUUCCAAAGACAAUAGAACAAUAUGCUGGGAUACUGUUAGUGGAGAGAUUAUUAGUGAGCUACCAACCAGCGAUAAUUGGAAUUUUGACCUUCACUGGUAUCGAAAAAUUCCAGGCGUCAUAGCAGCAUCCUCGUUUGAUGGGAAAAUUGGUAUAUACAACCUAGAGUUCUCUGGACUUUAUGCAGCUGGUGAUGCUGGUGGUGCCCCAGCAUGUCCAAGAGCUCCAGCUCCAAAAUGGUUGAAAUGCCCCACUGGUGCAUCUUUUGGCUUUGGUGGUAAACUUGUUGCUUUCCAUCCAGCAGCACCCACCCAAGGCGCACAAGCGUCUACUUCUGAGGUGCAUGUACACAAUUUGGUGAUUGAGCAAAGUUUGGUGAGCCGGUCAACUGAAUUUGAAGCUGCUAUACAGAAUGGUGACAAGAGUUCGCUGCGUGCUCUGUGUGAAAAAAAAUCACAAGAAUCAUUAUCUGAUGAGGAGAGAGAAACAUGGGGCUUCUUAAGGGUUAUGUUUGAGGAUGGGGAUGUUGCAAGGACAAAAUUACUUGCUCAUCUUGGCUUUGAACCGCCUCAGGCACCAACUGUGGAUUCAACUGAUGAACUGAGCCAAACAUUGGCGGAUACACUUAAUCUUGAUCAUGGCACAGCAACCGAUAAUGCGGAUGCUCAAUUUCUUGUCGAUAACGGGGAUGAUUUUUUCAAUAACCCUCAACCUUCAGAGGCUAGCUUAGCUGAAGAAUCAAUUUCUACAAAUGGUGAACAGAUAGAGCAGGAAAUACCUGGAGAUGUUGUGCCAUCUGAUCCAUCAAUUGACAAGAGCAUUCAACAUGCAUUGGUUGUUGGAGACUACAAAGGUGCAGUUAACCAGUGCCUUGCUGCAAAUCGUAUGGCUGAUGCUCUGGUUAUUGCCCAUGCUGGUGGUUCUGCUCUAUGGGAAAGCACAAGAAAUCAGUAUCUUAGAAAGAGUAUCUCGCCCUACUUAAAGGUUGUUUCUGCUAUGGUGGGCAAUGAUUUAAUGAGUUUCGUGAGUACUUGGCCACUAAGUUCGUGGAAAGAAACUCUUGCGCUACUGUGCACAUUUGCGCGGAAAGAGGAAUGGAAUGUUUUGUGUGACACACUUGCAUCUAGACUCCUGAGUGUUGGAGAUACACUAGCUGCAACUCUCUGUUACAUCUGUGCUGGAAAUAUUGACAAAGCUGUGGAAAUAUGGUCUCGCAACUUGAAGUCUGAAGAUGGGGGGCAGACUUAUGUUGAUCUUCUCCAGGAUUUGAUGGAAAAGACCAUUACUCUCGCCCUUGCUACAGGCCACAAGAGAUUUAGCGCGUCACUUUCUAAGCUUGUUGAGAACUAUGCUGAACUGUUGGCCAGUCAAGGUCUUCUUAAGACUGCAAUGGAGUAUUUGAAACUGUUGGGAUCAGAUGAGCAUUCACAUGAGCUGGCAAUUUUGAGAGAUAGAAUUGCACUUUCUACAGAAGAGGUACACUUUCCAGAGAAUGAUGCUGCUAGGAGUUCUUUGUCUGGUAGUACUGGCGCCAGUUCCCCCUAUGUCACAAAUCAUAGUUAUAUCACCCAAGACCAGCCUCAGAAUCUUCACCAGCAGGUACAAUCGUAUAAUCUGCAUAGUAGCACAUAUUCAGAUGGUUACCCUCAACAAUCUAAUGCAGCCUUUGCAUACAACAACCCAUAUCAACCUCAACCACAAUUUCAAAUGUUUGUUCCACCAAGUGCACCGAUCAGCUCUCAGCUACCACAAGGUUCUGCUCCUGUACAGGCACCACCGCAAACAGUAAAGACAUUUACUCCUGCAAACCCAAUGGGUCUGAAAAACGCAGAACAAUAUCACCAACCUAAUACCUUGGGUUCCCAGCUUUACAUGCCUGCUGCAAACCAGCCAUAUUCUACUCCACCAGUCCCUUCUCUUGGUCCUACUGCCUCUGUACCAGGAACGGUCCCUAACCAGAUGUUUCCCCAUUCUGCUGCAACUAACUCAACGGCCAGGUUUAUGCCAUCAACCAAUCAAGGCUUUGUUCAGAGGCCUGGCUUGAGUCCUGCGCAGCCCUCAAGUCCAACACAGGCACAGGCACAGGCACAGGCACAAGCACAGGCACAAGCAGCUCCUCCUGCACCUCCCCCGACUGUGCAGACAGCUGAUACAUCUAAGGUGUCUGGUGAAUUGAGGCCUGUUAUUGCAACAUUGACCAGAUUGUUUGAUGAGACAUCCAAAGCCCUUGGGGGUUCACAAGCUACUCAAGCAAAAAAGCGUGAAAUCGAAGACAAUUCAAGGAAAAUAGGGGCAUUGUUUGCCAAACUAAAUAGUGGCGACAUAUCUCCAAAUGUUUCAUCAAAACUCAUUCAGCUGUGCAGUGCACUUGAUAGUAGUGAUUUUGCCACGGCGAUGCACCUCCAGGUAAUCUUGACAACAAGUGACUGGGAUGAGUGCAACUUUUGGCUUGCGGCAUUGAAGCGUAUGAUCAAGACACGGCAGAACUUCAGAAUGUAAACCUGUGUGGCUUUCUCCUGCAGCCAGUCCUGUAUACACAUUUUCUGCUUGUCAGAGAUGUUAGUUUUAGCAAUUCAGUGGGUUCGCCAGCACAGGGGUGUUAUCCUGCUUCUUUGUUCAGGUCUCCCGAUUCUGCCUUAAGCUUGGUGAAAGUGGUCUGUUACUUCGGUGCUGUUAUACAUUUUGAUAAUAGUUUUCUUUUUCGACAUUUCUUGGUAAGAUGAUCAGGUGUUGGAUUGAUGGUUUUGGAUGUUAAUUGUAUGAGGCAACUUAGUCUGUGUUAUAGCUGGUUGAUUAUCUUUUUUAACUUUAAACACUUUUGACAGUGGAAGAACUCUAUGAUCAAAAUACGAUGGACAAUGGCCUGUUCUUUUGUACCGCGAACAGAAAUCAAUAAAUUUCUCAGAAUCUUAGAUUUUA